AUGGCACUAAAAGCCGAACAAAAUUGGGAGGGCCUAGCAAUGCAGGCCGAUGAAGACGUCGCUGCCCUGCCGGCAAUUCUGCCGGAAGAAUCGGACGAAGACCUCGAGAAAUGGAGAAAGAUCAUCCAUCUCUACAAAGCCCAGCACGUCGUCUAUGACAAAGACGCCGACCAAUGGGCGCCAAAACGGGCGGUCAAGCGGAGUGCCUCCGAGCCAGCACCAGGUCCGUCCGAGGGGGCUCCUGGUUCCUCCAGUGCUCUACCACAGACUGGUACGAGCAGAGAUAUACGCCGGUUACCUUUGGCAAUACAGGAACAAUCAUUCCUGGCAGGCAAUUUCCGGGCAGAGGAGACGCCAAUCGUGCAAGGUCUUGUCAGCUCGCAACGGCGAGGACUUCGGUCCGAUUCGACCAAACCCGGCGCCCUGAAGCGAAAGCAUGAGCUUCUCGAGGAUGAGUCGGACACCAUGAGCAAACGACAAGAGGUGGUGGAUCCUCGGCUGGACGUCGCCACAAGGGAGGACGAGGGCAACGCGGCCAUCAACGAGGCAUUGAGCGCCCAUGCCGAGCUAGCUGCGGUGGACCCCCAGAAAGCUGGGGCAAUACUGAAAAGGUUCAAGGACGACUGCAAGAGGGGCCUUGGUGUCUAUCAACAUCAGCAGACAAAGGCAGCAGCGAAGGAGAGGAGGGAGAGGGCGACAUCAGAGAGGCCGGCAUAA
Molecule: messenger RNA, 717 nt
Organism: Capronia epimyces CBS 606.96
Lineage: Eukaryota; Fungi; Ascomycota; Eurotiomycetes; Chaetothyriales; Herpotrichiellaceae
Exons: 1
Coding region: 1-717 (238 amino acids)
Source: RefSeq, a predicted model, not a curated record